This is a messenger RNA of Prunus persica (peach), 1791 nucleotides long. RefSeq names its product probable 2-oxoglutarate-dependent dioxygenase AOP1. Lineage: Eukaryota; Viridiplantae; Streptophyta; Magnoliopsida; Rosales; Rosaceae. Bases 561 to 1526 code for a protein of 321 amino acids. Gene Ontology annotation, molecular function: dioxygenase activity. The record is from RefSeq and is a predicted model, not a curated record. The transcript is spliced from 3 exons.
CAAUCUGCCUUGGGGUUGUAGAUCAUCAAUCUGCAGUGUUGUAGAGGUGGGUCUUCUUCUCCACCUCCAUUGUUGCUCUUUCACUGGGAAAACAUCCAGCUCUUUCACUGAAAAAACCUUACAUAAGUGGGAUUGCAGAGAGAGGGUUUGGGGGAUGGGGUGGGGAAGACGUUGAUUCUAGGGUUUUUUGUUUUGUUUUUUGUUUUUUUUUGCUUCUUUAGUUUUUAAAUAUUUAAUUAUUUUUAACGAAAAAUUGGAUGAAACUACAUGGAAACUAAUGGCAUGGGCUAAAUUGGCCAUUUAAAAUAGUCUGAUGGUUAAAUUUGCUGAAAAAAUAAUUUAUGGUGGACAUUUCGAUAAGUAUUAUAGUUAGGGGAAGUUUUCGGCAUUUUACCCAUUAUAUUAUUAAUCUUUGUUUGUCAGCGUGCCAUAUGACAUCCCCUUACAUUUCAAUCAUCUAAAUUGUAUAAAUAGGCCAAUUAGGUCAUGAAAGCUCAUCUAAAACUCAAGGCAAAACAGCUUCCUCUUUCCCUCUCUAUCAACCAAACCAGCAUAUCACAAUGGGCUCAGAAACCCCUCUCAGACUUCCCGUCAUAGAUUUCUCCAACCAAAGCCUAACUCCAGGCACCAGAGAGUGGAACACAGUGAGAGCCCAGGUCCACAAUGCCCUUGAAGAGUAUGGUUGCUUCGAGGCAUUGUUCACCAAAGUCCCUUCACACAUUCGAAAGUCCAUAUUUCAAUCAAUUGAAGAUCUUCUCGACCUCCCUUUGCAAACCAAAUUAAAAAAUGUUUCGAGAAAACCUUACCGUGGCUAUGCCGGGCAGUUACCCAUGAUGCCACUAUAUGAGAGCAUGGGGAUUGAUGGUGCCAACGUCUAUGAACAAGUUCAAAGCUUGGCAAACACCUUGUGGCCUCAAGGAAACCCAAGCUUCUGCAAAACUAUACAAUCCUUCACGGAGAAAGUUUCAGAAUUGGAUCAGAUCAUCAGGAGGAUGAUUCUGGAGAGCUUGGGCCUUAAGGAGUACUUGGAGGAACACCUAAACUCGACCGACUACCUUCUUCGAGUGAUGAAAUAUAAGGCGCCUCAAACCAACGAGACUAAGUUAGGGUUACCCCCUCACACAGACAAGAACAUUGUCACCAUUUUGUACCAAAACCAAGUCGAUGGGUUAGAAGUGCAAACCAAAGAUGGCAAAUGGAUCAAUGUCAAGCCCUCAUCAGACUCUUUCAUCGCCUUGAUCGGGGAGUCACUCCACGCAUGGACAAAUGGUAGGCUGCAUUCUCCCAUUCAUAGGGUUAUGAUGAAUGGAAAUGAGAUUAGGUACUCAACUGGAUUGUUCUCCGCCCCUAAGGAAGGCUACAUAAUAAAAGCCCCAAACGAGGUUGUGGAUGAAGAGCACCCUUUGCUUUUUAAGCCCUAUGAACAUGCUCAAUUUAUUGCGUUCUGUAAUUCAGAGGCCGGCCAGAGAGGUCCCUUUUCUUUGAAGACUUUCUGUGGUGUCCAAGACUUGACCUUGUCUACUUAGCUUGGCAAAUUACAAUUUCAAUACAUCUAUCUUUGUAUAAUAAGUGGCAAUAUUGUAACAAUGUAUCUAUGGUAUUGACUAUCUUCGUAUAAUAAGUGGCAACACUGUCUUCUCCAGGAUUGAGCUUUCACUCACAUUAUUGGAAAUAAAUAGUUAAGUUAAAGUCAACUUUAUAUGUGUCAUGUAUAUGGACCAUCAAUAUUCUAGGCAUAUGGUCCUAAUCAGAGUAGAUUAUAUAAGAAUAUGUUUCCAUUUCAGUUCCAGU